GGCUGGGGUUAUUGCUCGGGUGUUGAGUGAAGCCGGUGUUCAUUGUCAGGAGUUCACAGGUGGAAAAUGGUCCAUAGAAGCGAAAUCCUGAAGCCCGUUUGGCAUGCGUUCGCCGCGCUGGAUGUGGGCCGGAAAGGAAAAGUGUCCAAGUCUCAGCUGAAGGUUCUGUCGCACAACCUGUACACGGUGCUGAAGAUUCCACAUCAAAACUCUGAGCUGGAGGAACAUUUCAAGGACGACGAUGAGGGACCCGUGUCCACGCAAGGCUACAUGCCCUAUCUGAACACCUUCAUCCUAGACAGGAUCCAGGGCAAGUUUGAUUUCCAGGAGCUGAAUAAAAUGUGCUGGACACUGUGCGCCCAUAAGAACAUCACCAACAACCGCAUGCUCAUCUCUGAAGAUGAUGCUUUCAAAGUCUGGUGUAUUUUCAACUUCCUGUGUGAAGAACGAUAUCCGCUUGUGAUCGUAAUGGAAGAGAUCGAAUAUUUCCUGAGGAAGCUGUUAGACGCCAUGAGCGGGAGCUGGAACGAGGGCAAGUUUGUGGACUAUAAGGCACAGUUGAGUUUGAAGCAGAAUUGUCUGAGUGUGUGGGAGCUGAUUGAGCUGGUGGGUAUGGGCUACUUCACCAAGGGCAUGGACCGCCAUACCACCAGCAUGGGCAUCACCGAGGUCUACCAGGAGCUCAUUCUGAAUAUUCUCAAACAGGGCUAUAUGAUAAAAAAAGGUCAUAAAAGGAAAAACUGGACAGAGCGGUGGUUUGAGCUGCGUCUCGAUUCAAUCUCGUACUACGUGAGUGAGGACCUCACUGAGAAGAAGGGCUCCGUUUCACUGGACCGCCACUGCUGUGUGGAGCCUUUACCGGACAAAGAAGGAAAGAGAAACCUCUUUAUCAUCAGAUGUACAGACAAAAGCUUCGAGAUCAGCGCCUCGGACAAAAAGAAACGGCAGGAGUGGAUCCAGGCCAUUCAGGACUGCAUUAACCGGCUGAGGCAGGGUCUGUCUACACCACACCGCGAGGCUCGACAGCGACGACGGGAACUGCGCAGCCGCCUGCAGGCAGACCAGGCGCUGAUGGAGGGACAGAUGAAGGAGCUGCAGCUAGCUAACGAGAGGAAACAGAGAGAGCUGGAAGCCAUGAGGAAGAACCUGGAGGAGGCGGCAGCGAGGGCUCUGAUGGAGGAGCAGAGAAGAAUUCGAACUCAAGGCGAGCUACAGAACCACUACAGAAUGGACCUGGAGAAAGAAAAGAUGGUGCGGCAGCAGAUGGAGGAGCAGGUGGAUCAGAUGUCGAGCGAGCUCAAGUUGUACCUGCAGCGUGUCCAGGAGUUGGAGGACAUGUACCGUCGCCUGGAGGAGGCGCUAGAGGACGAGAGACAGAUGAGACAGGCCGAGGAGAAUCUGCGCAAACUGCAGGCCAGGCUGUUGGAUGAGGAGGUGAGGAAGCGCACUGAGCUGGAGCAGAUUCACCUGCAGCAGCAACAAGCCAUCAGUCAGACGCAGCAGGAGAAAGAGCAGCUGGAGCAGCAGAGGUUGGAGCAGGAAUGCACCCUGCAGGCGGCAAUGCAGCAGCUGGAGAGUCUUGAACAGCAGAGACAGGGGGCGCUAGAGGAGUACGAGGCUGUGAAAAAGAAACUGGAGCAGGCGACGAACAAGACGAAGAGCUGGAAGGAUAAAGUGGCGCAGCAUGAAGGGUUAAUUCGGCUCAUCCAGCCAGGCAGCAAAGGUCCUCAGAAAAUGACCAACUGGGGUGCGGCGGCGUUCACGGACACGGAGCUGGAAAUGAGAGAGAAGAUUUGGCUCGAGAAAAAGAACAAACCAGACAGUGCCCUCUAAUCUGUUUUACAUGGUUGUCAUUUUUAAUACAAAUUCAUUAAAAGAGAACUGAAGGCAAAUUUUUAUCAUCAAAAUUCUAUUUCAUUAAAUAUAGGAAUGCAUUUCUGAUCGCUAUUUUGUCGCUGCUAUAGCAAGUUGAGUGUUUGAAAUAUAUUACAGAGCAUAUCAGUCCGUAUGUCAAAGCAAUGGCCCUAAACGAGAUUCGUUGUAGGACGAAAGUAAAACGUACGGCGGAAAUCAAAGUGACCGACAUCUGCCAACGUUGUCAAAAGACGUGCGCGCCCUCUUUCGAAUGCUGAUGUAAUCAAGCCGGAAGUUUUGUUUGGUUUGAUAGCGAUCAGGAAAGUUUGAAAAAAGUAGGCAGUAAUCGUCAUUUAAACUCGUUUUUGUGUAAUAUUUCAUUUGGAAAACAGUUUUCAAAAUGGCGGCACUGACACCUGGCUGACACUUCUUCACGUUUCGAAGUCUCGCACAAGUCUCGUGAAGAUGGCGCGGAUAAGCGACGCCUGCCGUGGACCAAACGAACUAAAUUCAACACGGCUACAAACCGAACAGGCCGAUAAGUAUAAUAUUUAAUUGCAAUUAGUUGCCAAUACAAGUCACGAUAUAAGGUUACUAAAACCGAAAACAUAAUUGAAUAACACGUUAAUUAAGAAAUAAAGCAAGUUUAAAAAUGACUUCAGUUCUCCUUUAACCCUGAUUUAUAUAUUACUGGGAUGGUUGUAUUUUUAAAAUAUUUCUAAUAAUCCAUUACACAGCAAUGUGUCUUACUGCCUAACAGCUCCAGGGUCCACUGUUCAAUCUGGAGUGCUUUUUUUUUUUUUUUGGUCUAUGUGUUGUUUUCCUUCCAUGUUCCAAAAACAUGCUGGUAGGCAAACUGGUGUCUCUAAACUGCCCUUAGUUGUGAAUGAGCGUGUGGGCAUGGUGUCCCCAGUGAACCAGCAUCCCCGUCCAGGAUGUAUUCUCACCUCAUCUUAUUUCACUCCCGGUGUUCCUGGGAUGGAUUCUACUGUGACUGUGCUUACUGAAGAUGAACGAAUGAACAAUCCAGUUCUCUCAAUGCACAAACAAUGAGUUACAGGUAGAAUAAACCAUACCUGAAGUGUAAUCAUAUCAAUUAUCACAUGAAAUAAGACUAAUGGGUUUGUGUCAUAAUUUUUUAAAAAUUAUAUUCAGGAAAUAAGAAACGUUUAAAAACAGUCACCGGCCACUUUUAAUAGGAACUUGUUCUUGGCUGGCAGGAGUGGAACCCAAUGCUGAGAUGCUUUUCUGCUCAACACGGUUGUAAAGAGUGAUUAUAUGAGUUCCUUCCUGGCAGCUCGAACCAAUCUGUCCAUUCUCCUUUGACCUCUCUUAUCAACAAGGCGUUUGUUUCCACCUACAGAACUGUCGCUCAGUGUUCUUUGCAGAGACUGUUGUGUGUGAAAACCCCAGGAGAUCAGCAGUUUCUGAAAUGCUCAAACCAACACCCAUGCAACAGUGAAAGAAAGGCACACUUUGAGAUCACAAAUUUUCCCAUUCUGAUGUUUGAACAUUAACUGAAGCUCUUGAUUUGUACCCACAUGAUUUUUUUUUACGCAUCGUGCUGUUGUCAAAGGAUCGGCUGAUUAGAGAACUGCAUAAAACAGCAGGUGGAUAGAUGGGUGUUCUUAAUAAAGUGGCCAGUGAGUGUGUAUUGCCAAGUGGAAAAUCCACACAUUUCUGAGAGUUCUUACACGUUAGGAAGAAUAGCUCGAUGUACUGGUUAUACAUGUGAAACUGUACAGUCUCAACCACUAGAUGUCACUCUCGUCCUAAUAAAACAUCCAAUCAUCCAAGAUGUUGCAGGAUCGUUCUCUAAACAUUGUCUCUGACACCGUGCAUGAUGAAAUAUAAGAUAAUCACGUACAGAUGGACUACAUUAGGCUCUUUGAUGCUGCACGCUGUCACUGUUCAGAUGAUUGUAGAGAUGUUCUCACACUGAUAAAAGCUCCAUGAUGAAAGGUUCUCUCUCGUGUACGUGUGUGUGUCAUGGAGCCACUCUCCAGAGCUUAGAAUAAACAAACACAGAAGAAUGAUGUCUGUUUUUUGACCCACUAAUUCUUCCGAGUUCUGUUCUUUUGCUUGACUUGCAGAUUUCCAGAACGUUCACAGCACUUUUCCUGAAGUUCUCACAAUAAAAUAAGCAUCAAAGAA
Messenger RNA from Neoarius graeffei (lesser salmon catfish), 4008 nucleotides. It is a transcript of the gene swap70a, whose product is annotated as switching B cell complex subunit SWAP70a. The coding region runs from base 67 to 1833 and encodes 588 amino acids. The transcript has 12 exons. NCBI's taxonomy places the organism in Eukaryota, Metazoa, Chordata, Actinopteri, Siluriformes, Ariidae. The record is from RefSeq and is a predicted model, not a curated record. Gene Ontology annotation, cellular component: cytoplasm; nucleus.